Messenger RNA from Selaginella moellendorffii, 887 nucleotides. RefSeq names its product ubiquitin-conjugating enzyme E2-23 kDa. The coding region runs from base 203 to 760 and encodes 185 amino acids. The record is from RefSeq and is a predicted model, not a curated record. The transcript is spliced from 5 exons. Gene Ontology annotation, cellular component: nucleus. Lineage: Eukaryota; Viridiplantae; Streptophyta; Lycopodiopsida; Selaginellales; Selaginellaceae. Gene Ontology annotation, molecular function: ubiquitin conjugating enzyme activity. Gene Ontology annotation, biological process: ubiquitin-dependent protein catabolic process; protein polyubiquitination.
UCUAGGGUUCCAAUUCCAGUCGCGACAGUCACUGUUUGCUUUGGCACAGCGGCUAUCCCAUUCCCUUGGCGUGGAUGUUGUCACUCGCUAGAUGAGAUUUAGGGUGUCCUCGAUCUUGGUGGGUUCCUCGGCUCUCCAUCGCUGAGCGGCGGGGCGGCAGGGCAGGGCAGCAGCAGCAGCAGCAGCAGCAGCGCAGGCGAGAAUGUCUUCCCCGAGCAAGCGCCGCGAAAUGGAUGUGAUGAAACUGAUGAUGAGUGACUACAAGGUGGAGAUGGUAAACGAUGGGAUGAACGAGUUUAAUGUGGAGUUCCAUGGACCUCGGGAUAGUCCAUAUCAAACGGGGACUUGGAAGGUUCGUGUCGAACUUCCAGAGGCUUACCCGUAUAAAUCUCCAUCCAUCGGUUUUGUGAACAGGAUAUUUCACCCCAAUGUGGACGAGAUGUCCGGCUCCGUGUGCUUGGACGUGAUCAACCAAACGUGGAGCCCAAUGUUCGAUUUGAUCAACGUGUUUGAGGUGUUUCUACCUCAGCUGCUACUCUAUCCCAACCCCACAGAUCCACUCAACGGUGAAGCGGCCGCGUUGAUGAUGAGGGACAGAGAUCGCUACGACCAGAAAGUUAAAGGUAAGAGCGAUGUACUCUCUUCUUGUUUCGCCUGGCCAAAGUUUUUCGUGCGUCUUGACAGAGUACUGCGAAAGAUAUGCAAAGUCAGAGGAUACGGCAGCUCACCCCGAAGAGAGCAGCGACGCGGAAGUGACUGAUGAGGAUUACGCGUCCAGCGACGAGGAAAUGGCUGGCCAUGCCGAUCCUUGACGCUGCUCAUAGCUGCUGUGCUGGGUACAUAAAUUAAAAUCUAUAUCAGAAAUAAUAGAACACAAAUUUGAAACA